This is a messenger RNA of Didymodactylos carnosus, 2457 nucleotides long. Lineage: Eukaryota; Metazoa; Rotifera; Eurotatoria; Philodinida; Philodinidae. The record is from the annotation of a GenBank genome assembly.
AUGGCAUUGCUCGAUGAUUUUCGAAGUUCAACAAAAAACUUGGAUAUUACAAAUUUCCAAGUGAACGUAUUUCAAAAUCAACUUCAAGAACUACAAUUAGCCGUAAAUCAUAUUGCUACUAUUGAACAUACGGAUAUUGGUAUUCAGUUAAAAUAUUUACAAACAUUUUUGAUAAACGAGAUUCGUCGAUUAAAACAAGAUUUAAGUCAGAGUUGGUCAAAAUUGGAGUAUGUCACAGAAUUAAAGGAAUUAGAUCAAAUUGCUUUAGAUUCAUUUAAACAAAAAUUUUACGAAUUAACCAAGAUAUUAGCCGAUGUUAAAAAUCGUGAAUUAAAUACAUGGCAUUUAAUACAAAUAUUACGUCUAAAUAUGUUUCGACUAUGUUAUAUUUUGGAAUCCAUGACAGGCUCUAAAACUACACUCAAGUUAACGUACGACGAUUUACGUCUGUUAAUAAAUUUAGCUCAAAGUAAAAAAGAAGAACAAAAUGUUACAUUACACUUUUUAGAAAAUGAACAUGGAGAACUGUUAUUGAAAUUAAAAGAAAUUGAAUUAUCUUUAGAAAAUUUUCGAACAUUGAUAUUAAAAAUAAAAUAUGAUUCAUCGGAAAUGAAACGACAGAUAGAAAAUGAUCAAAUUAUAAAUAAUCAAAUUCAAGAACAAGCAGCAAGAACAUUGACAACAAUCGUUUUGUCAACAGAUGAUGCUCGGUCAUUACUACACGAUUAUAAAUUGGUUGUUAAUAAAAUGCACUCGUUAAUGAAAUUAAUUUAUCAGACACAAAAUCAAAUUGAAGUCUAUCAUAAAUCACGUUUGAUUUUUGAAACACAAUUAGAAAAAUAUAAACAUGAUACAGCCAAUGCUAUUGUGAAACGUAUGGAUGGGGAACAAAUGAUUAUAAAUACUCAAUGUUUAAUGAUGACUCAAACUACAAAAUUAAAACAACUAGAAUUAACAGAAAACCAAUUGAUUAAACAACGUGAAUUGCUACAAGGACGUAUUCAAUUAUUUGAAAAUGAUAAAUCGUGUAUGCUCAAAGAACAGCAACGUUUACUUGAUGAGAUCAAACAAUUAACAUCAAAAAAUCAAUCUUUAGAGGAAAAUGUUGAACGUUCAACACAUCAAGUAAAAGAUGUGAUACGAUCAUAUAGACAAUUGCUAAAAGAUCAGACGAAACAAGCAGAAGUUACAAUACACUUAACAAAAACAAUUGAUACCAAUGAACAACGAUUAGUAAGUACAAGAAAUGAAAUUGAAUUAUGGACAAAUCAAGUAAGACAACAACGACAAGUGACAAAAUUAAAAGAACUUGACAUCAAUAGUCACACAAAAACUUUACAUAGUCUGAACAAUUGUGUACAAAUGACACAUGAAGAACUAAAUGCACAACGAUCAGAAAAAGAUCAAUCCAAAACAGAAAUAAAUAAAUUGAAAAAUAAACUACAAAAAUUAGUCAAUAAUGAAGAACCAUUGGCAAAUGAUGUAACAAGAUAUCAAAAAAAUAUUGCCACAUGUGAACAGCAACAAUCGAAUGUCAAACUUCGAUUAAAACAAAACAUUGCCAAUGUAGUACAAUUUAAACAGACAAUUACUAAACUAACGAAUAAUUUAAAACAAAAUGAAUUCGUAUUAAAACAAGAAAAUAUUCAUUUACAACGUACCAAAGUGAUAACUCAACAAACAAAAGAUCAUAUCAAAAAUUUGGAAACUGAUUUAAAAACAUCGUCGAUUAUUUAUAAAGAUUUUCGAGAAAUAUACAAUUCAGCAUGUGAUGAAAAUAAUAAAUUAAAACGUGAAUAUUCCAAUUAUCUAUUUCGUUUACAAUUAUUAGGUCAACGUCAAUCAAAAUUAAAUAGUGAACUCAAACUAUUGUAUAAUCAUGUAGCUUUACUAACAUAUGAACAAACUAAUAAAGAUAAAAUUAUAGCUCAAUUACAAAUAGAUAUAGUCAUAUUAACAAAAUAUUAUAAUCAAUUACUGACCUUAAAUUAUUCAUUGAAAUAUUUACUCUAUUACAAGAGUAAACUAUUAGAUUCUCAACAUAAUUAUAGUCAAUUGAGACAUGCUGAAAAACAAUUAGAAUCACAAUUGAAAAAGAAGAAUCAUGUACACUAUUGGCGAACAUUAAUGAUAACAUCACCGGAUCAAUAUAAUUUAUUAAGGAAAUUCUUCAUAUUGAAAAAGAAAUUAGUAGUUAAAACAUCGAAAUUAACGAAAUUAAAAGUAAUCUAUGAUGAAAAACAAAUGUUAUGUGUGAAUCUAAAUGAUAUAUAUCAGCGACGAGAAAAUAUAAUAAAAAAAACAAAUUCAAAAAAUAAUCUAAAAAUGAAAUUGACUAAACAAAAACGUGUGAGGCAACAACUCAUAAAUGAUAUGCAAACACACGAAAAUGAUUUGAAAAUUUUUGAACUACAAUUGAGAAAAUGCAAAAGAGACUCGUUAAAAAUGAAAUCUUAA